This is a messenger RNA of Zerene cesonia (dogface butterfly), 1059 nucleotides long. RefSeq lists its product as uncharacterized. The record is from RefSeq and is a predicted model, not a curated record. The transcript has 6 exons. NCBI's taxonomy places the organism in Eukaryota, Metazoa, Arthropoda, Insecta, Lepidoptera, Pieridae. The coding region runs from base 237 to 1028 and encodes 263 amino acids.
GCAUAACAUUGUAGGUAUCAACAUACAGCUAACGCAAUUUUCGUCGUCUUAUAACGCAGAACCUCGCUAUGGUAGGGAUGACUUUAAAAAUGUAAAAUUGGAUUAAAACCGUGACCUAUAACGGAACCAUCGGAUGGCAAUCACUCCUUGUUGUUGCUUGCUUUAAAAAAAAACUCAGUAUAUAAAAGUGGUGCGGUGAGACGGUCCUUUUUCGCAAACUUGGAGGCUGCGUCGAGAUGUAUCUCAAAUGUUCGCGUGGUGUGGUCGCACUGACUAUAUAUUUGUGUUGUGUGCAUUUUUGUGUCGGCCAGUUUCUAACGUUUAGAAACUAUGAACCUGCUCCAACACAACCGCCUCUACCGUUCCCGCCAUGUCGAGCGGACAAUUUGCAAUGCCUUCGCCGUGGUCUACGAACCUUUUUCUUCCUCAUGGAUUCGAGGCAUUUGGGCAUGACCCCCGUCGACCCGAUGAUUUUAAACAGCGUCACAGUGGCCGUGCCUUAUGAGCAAAUGUCAUUUUUGUUACGAAAAGUCAAUGUCACUGGUGCAAGGUGGACGAAACUUGAGGAUCGGAAGUUUAAUUUGCAAAAUGGAAAAAACGGUGUAAUAUUCAAAAGCGACUUACAUGUAGUGGGUGAAAUAACUAUGAUGCUAUCAGGAAGAUCGGAUCCUUUUGUAUCGUAUCUUACAAUGGAAUUAAAUGAUGUAGAAACAAAUAUUACUUAUUCAUGGUCCGGUCAGCGUGGUUACGACAACGAGGAUUACAUACUCAUAGGCCAAGAGCGAAUAGCCGUAAGAAACUCUAAGACGCCUUUGUUCUAUUUGCAACCUAAUUUUAUCAAUUCAGAUAACGAAACUAUAGGUGGAACUGAAGAUGCAUAUAUGAUUGAAGAAGUAUUAACAACAAAAAGCGCCAUAUUAGAUUAUUUAUCUAAUGAAGUUACCAUAGCCUUAAUGCAUACAGUUGUAGAUAAUUUUAGAUUAUUUGCCAAUCAAGUGCCAGUUAAGAACUUUUAUUUAUACAGUUAGUAAUUUAUAAUAAAAUAUAUUAAAUACAAAU